Didymodactylos carnosus is the source of this 747-nucleotide messenger RNA. Lineage: Eukaryota; Metazoa; Rotifera; Eurotatoria; Philodinida; Philodinidae. The record is from the annotation of a GenBank genome assembly.
AUGGCAAUUCCUUAUGAUCCCGAUUAUGAAACUCCGAAUCAUAUGAUCCUCUGGCUCGAUGUCGGAAUAGGCCAGCCUGGUGAAUAUCGUCAUUUGAAGAAUGCCUUUGCAAGCAAUAGCGAUCCGACCACUCACAUUACAACAAAGUUGACUGAGCGAGACUAUGGAAACCUUAUUCGUACUAAAGAUGCUGUACCGAUGAUAUUUGAAGGUGUGUGGAUCCUCUUACAGGUAUUUGACAAUGAGGGAGAUUGUCUCCGAGCCUUCGAGAAAUACAGAAAUAGACGCAUAUUUUUCAUUACUUCUGGAAGUUUGGGACAGAACAUCGUACCGCAAAUUCUAGCCAAUUAUCCAGACGUAUUUACGAAUCGAAUUACACAGUCUCCCUUCAACUCAAUCUAUGUGUUUUGUUUGGAUAUGCCAUUCCACACUGAAUGGGCAAUAAACUACGUUGACUAUAUCCAAAUGUUCGAUUUUGAUGCCGAUUUGCUAACAUGCUUGACACAUGAUAUUGCGAACUAUUUUGUCUCCGAAGGACAGUAUUUAGAUCAAAAUGCUUUACCACAGGAUGCUCUCGUUCGUUUCGGAUGGGCUAAAAAGCUCCUGAUGCGCUACAACGACAUGUUAAACAGACAAACUAGCAGAGAACUUGACGAUCUCGAACAACUGAUCGCGAGAGCAGAAGAAAUGAAGAGAAGUCAAAGACCCGACGACAACACUGAUGAACAAGGCAGUGCAUGUAGUUGA